CCUCUCGCCGUCAUACCUCGUUCACUCCUUGGCACCUUUCUUACUUCAUCUUCCCACCGCGGCUUCAAGCUCCCUAGGUAGUUACCUAGCAGUCAGCCAAAUACACGUCCGAAAUCCUUCUGCCUUUCUGAUUACUGUUGCGUGUUUCUUGACGUCCAUUCUCAUCGUCGUCCUCGUCCUCGUCCUCGUCUGCCCGGUCGUUGAGCUUGUCCCGAUGUGUGUUUGCGCGGUGCGGUCAGGAGUCUACCAACGCCUAUUUUCUGCAUCGCGCAGGUCUUUCUCGCCUUGAUUGUUCGCUAUUCAUCUCUCUUCUACGAGCCCGACAGAAGCUGUGCGACUCGAUGGCCCAGCCGCUGUCGUCCUCGUGCCCAUCAAUGUCGGAGAUCGCCAAAGCCCCGGCAAUCCAACUGCCCGACGGCACUGUCCAACAGAGCGCCCACCUCCCCCCUGCUCCACCCGCGACCUAUCGCAGCGGCCAUGUGAAUCUAGAUACUUUCUCGCCCGUCAACGAAAAUGGGAGCUUCGAGUUUGACCGCGUGCUGAAGACGGGUCGAGUGAACCGCCGGGUCAAGCACAAGCAUGCAUUUAGAGCCUCUUGGAAACCCGCCUACCUCGUUCUCCGCCCGAACCUCCUGUCCGUAUACAAAGACGAAGAAGCGACUCGGCUCCGGGCCUCCAUCACCCUAUCCGAGGUGACGGCGGUCGCGCCCGUCCGAUCUGCCCGAUCCAGCCGGCAGCACGUCUUCGGCAUCUUCUCCCCUUCGAAGAACUAUCGCUUCCAGACCUCGUCCGAUAAAGAGACCGACGUUUGGAUCCAGCGCAUCCGCGCCGAAACUCGCGCGGACGAAGAUGACGAGGCUUUCCUGGCCUUGUCGCAGCAAGGAAAUGCCGUGGCGGUCCCUCGGCAGCGCGUUGACGACACCACCGAUCAUUCGGACCUUGAGAUGAUGGGCCGAGCAAGCUCCCCCGAACUGGGACGGGCGCUUUCUUCGAGCUACCGAUCUAAGCGCCUUGACAACCACCUCGACCAGCCCGGAAACGACAUCACCUCGUACUCCGAGUGGUCGGACGGACCGACGAGCAAUUCGAGUAUCAACCCGAGACCGCGAACCCCGGUUCAGGUCCAGACUCUGUCUGCCUCUGCUCCUGCCGGCCAGUCGCCCAUGUCGAAUGACCUGGGCCGACACAGCGAAGCGGGGAUUCUGCGCGACCCCGAGAGGGUAAUCUGCAAUGGCUACCUGCAGUGCCUGAGAAUCAAAGGCGCGGUGCGCCAAUGGAAACGGCUGUGGGUUGUUCUCCGUCCGAAAAGUCUUGGCUUCUAUAAGGACGAGCAGGAAUAUUCGGCUGUGAAGAUCCUGCCAAUGUCGCAGGUGAUUGACGCCGCCGAGGUCGAUCCCAUGUCCCGCUCCAAACACUACUGCCUCCAGGUCAUCGCGGAAGAGAAGUCCUUCCGUCUCUGCACUCCGGACGAAGAAUCCCUCGCAAAGUGGCUCGGGUGUCUCAAGAGCAUCCUUGUGGCCCGCAAGAAGCGAGAGCCCCUGCCAGCUACCGGUCCCAUCGCUGUCGCCGCGUAAGAAGCGCCUUGUACAACCAACCAUCACAUCUCAAGAGUCCACCAAUAAACCUUCUUGCCCAUUCUCUUGACCUCUCUUUUAUACUUCCCACUAUACAUACUUCUCAAGAUCCUUUUCCUUCAUGGCAUCUUGACCGUCUAUCAUUCCAUCGCUCUCUUAGCUACUAUUCCUUUCUCAUU
Aspergillus steynii IBT 23096 is the source of this 1753-nucleotide messenger RNA. Its product is annotated as PH domain-containing protein. The coding region runs from base 342 to 1574 and encodes 410 amino acids. The record is from RefSeq and is a predicted model, not a curated record. The transcript has 3 exons. NCBI's taxonomy places the organism in Eukaryota, Fungi, Ascomycota, Eurotiomycetes, Eurotiales, Aspergillaceae.